GGCUGGCUACAACGUAAUGUUGCUCCAAACAGUGGUUUUCUUUCUUCCUGGUUAGCAAACUCCUGAGAUGGUUAACUCACCAGACAGCAGCAGUUAAAUUAAGCUUGUUAGCGUUAUCUGGCAUUUGGUUCUUCAGUCAAAAUAAUGAAUUUAUUACCGUCUAAUCCCCACGGGAAUGGGCUCCUUUAUGCUGGAUUUAACCAGGAUCACGGAUGCUUUGCCUGUGGAAUGGAAAAUGGAUUUCGUGUGUACAAUACAGAUCCUCUCAAGGAGAAGGAGAAGCAAGAGUUCCUGGAGGGCGGGGUUGGCCACGUGGAGAUGCUUUUUAGGUGUAACUAUCUAGCACUAGUGGGAGGAGGGAAGAAACCCAAGUAUCCAACUAACAAAGUGAUGAUCUGGGAUGACCUGAAGAAGAAAACUGUUAUUGAGAUUGAGUUCUCAACUGAAGUCAAAGCAGUGAAGCUUCGACGUGACAGGAUUGUGGUGGUCCUGGACUCAAUGAUCAAAGUGUUCACCUUUACCCACAACCCCCAUCAGUUGCAUGUGUUUGAGACCUGCUACAACCCCAAAGGUCUGUGUGUGUUGUGUCCCAAUAGCAACAACUCCCUGUUGGCAUUCCCUGGGACUCAUUCAGGCCAUGUACAAAUAGUGGACCUGGCUAACACAGAGAAGCCCCCAGUUGACAUCCCUGCCCAUGAGGGAGCGUUAUGCUGCAUUGCUCUCAACCUACAGGGCACAAGGAUAGCUACUGCAUCAGAGAAAGGGACACUUAUAAGAAUUUUCGACACAUCUGCAGGUCAGCUCAUACAAGAGCUGCGACGAGGCUCUCAGGCAGCUAACAUUUACUGCAUUAAUUUCAACCAGGAUGCCUCCCUCAUCUGUGUGUCCAGUGAUCAUGGCACAGUGCACAUCUUUGCUGCAGAGGAUCCCAAAAGGAACAAACAGUCAAGCUUGGCAUCAGCCAGCUUUCUUCCUAAAUACUUCAGCUCUAAGUGGAGCUUCUCCAAGUUCCAGGUCCCAUCAGGCUCUCCCUGUGUGUGUGCCUUUGGAACAGAGCCCAAUGCUGUCAUAGCCAUUUGUGCUGACGGCAGCUACUACAAGUUCCUGUUCAACCAGAAAGGGGAGUGUUCCAGAGAUGUCUACGCCCAGUUCCUGGAGAUGACUGAUGGAAAAAUAUGACCUUUGACUGCUCAGCAAACUUGUAUUAUGCAGCCUUUUCUCUUUUGUUUUUUCAUCCCUGGUUGCACUUGUCCUUAUCUUGACAGACUUUAAAAGAGCAUCAAAUGAAGGGAGGAACACAGACUUUGGGGAAUCCUUGCAACAAAAAUGGACAAUGGGAAGCACCAUCAGAGAUGCACACUUUUUUGUCUCUGGAUAGAGGGACACAGACACUGACUUCACUCUCAAACCAAACACAAGAGAAAAGAGGGACAGUUAUAUUUUUUGAAAUGAUGACAUGCCGGUUUUUAAGAUGUCUUUCGAGGAAUUUACAAAGGAUCACUAUUUUUAAUCUCAUAGAUGAUUCUGCUCAUUAGAUGGAUUAAAAAUAGAGGUUUUUGUCAACUAACACCACCUAACUCUAGGGCGUGCCUCAGACUGGAGAGAAGUUGGAUGUGGGCACAUAUUAUUGUUGUCAUAUAUACAUGUUGGUGUAUAUACCAGUGUACCAUAGUAGGUGUUUGCAAAGCAGGUUUAAAAUGAGGUAACUUUUCACUUCUGCCUUCAAGGUUCAUAGUAACAUCUGGAAGAUUAGAACAAACCUUGAUCCUGUGCUGUUGGAACAUAAACUUACGAUUACUAGAUUUUUUUUUUGAUUUUUUUUUUUAUAUAUAUUCAUUCACUUUAUCAACACAAUGCACCAGACUGAACUACAUAGUAUUGUACAAAAGAGUAGCAAAAAGAAAAGAGAUGAACAUGUAUUUUGGUUUCAUUCUUUCCCCCAUACAUUGUGCAAUAUGUGUUCUCUCUAAUUGUUAGAAGGUUGUGAAAGCUGGGUUUGCUGUUUCUACCUACACAAGCAAGCAUGUCAAUCUUUUCAUCAAACUCUCACUAAGAAAGUGACCAAGUUAAUUUCUUAAAAUGUUAACUAUUUCUUUAAGAGUGUGUGAAUGUUGUUUGUUGCUGCUGCCUGAACAGGGUGUAAGAGCCAAACAUGCACAGAUUUCAUCUUAAAUCACAAAACACAAUUUGGGAUGAGAUUGUUUGAUAACUUCUACUCAACAGCUCAUCAACUGUACAAAUAUGAAGAAUAUUUUGAACUCUGUUCAAGACUGCAUUUCACUUAACACACUAAUAUCUCAAGUUGGUUAAAUAAGAAACCUCUGAUUAAUGGUUUGCUUUAUGUACUUUUUGUUGGCCAGCAUUACUCCAGUCACAGCUGUUGAAUAUCUUUUUAAGACACAGCACUCAAAAAAAAAAGGUAGGGUUGGCAAUCCUGGAAAAACCAGCAAGAGGAAACUCAAUUUUGAAAGUAGGCAACUGAAGAAAUCUCGCCAUUUCAUUCUGAUUUCUUUCCCAAGCAACUCCAAAACUGUGCACUGCAACACACACUGUGCGACUACUACUUACAGAUUUCAGGAAAAUUACAAAUGCCCCCAAACAAAAAACCUGUCCACUGGAAAUACGGUUAAUAUGGCAUCACUCUUCAGCCCCUUUUGUUCUAUCAGUUGUCGCUAUCCUUCAAAAGCCACAUCCGUGUUAAUUCUGGUUUUACUUCUUGUAGCAUCAAACUUCUUUUUAGUUGUAACUUUCUCAAAUAUAGUUUUAUCUGCUCAGAUAGCUGCUUUAGCCCUGGCUUAUAGCCGGUAUUAGCCUUAGAAGUCCAGGCUUUUCCAGCAGUGAGAAGUGAAGAGGGAGGCCAGCUAAUGCCGUUCAGAACAUGAGCUUUAUUCCAUCUUGAUAACAUGAACACUGCAAGUGGCUUUUGAUGCCAGGUUAACUAUAUGUAAAAGGAGUCUGUUCUGUGCAGUGGUCUUCUUGCUCUCAUACAGACAUACAGGUGGCAACAACAUUACCCAUAAGGCUAUAUGUCUGUAAGAGGAAGGCCUGGCCUGUAACAACAGUCUCCAUUUGCAAACAGAAGCUGCUGCGGGUACCUUCUCUAGUUCGCUAGUUUUAGCUAUCAAAAUAGAGCGGUAAGACAUUUGCCUGCAACUGCAACGCCUUGUGGGAGAUUCUUGACUUGUGCAUUGGGUACACCGGCAGGCUACACACAAUGUGUAGGGAGUUUGGUUGACAGCCAAGUAGGCCAUUUAGUGGUUUUGUUUGAGGCAAGUAAAAUUCAGGGGCUUUUUUUAGCUCUGCUGCUGCCACAGAUGAUGGAUUUUUUUUUUGUGCUGUCAGUGCAUUUAAUGGAGAUAAUGAAAUUAUCAGAAGUUUGGGGGUGGGUCCUGAGCCGAAAUUACACCCCUUCCAUUUCUGCAGUAUUUAAACUACCAAAAACUACCCUCUCCCGCUUCCAUUUUUCAUUACACCCCUCCCACCCUUAUAAAAUAACUACUUUUCCUAUAUUCUCUAUCCUGGCUGGUCUGCCAGUGCCCGAGCACAGCGGAGAUCUUCGUAAUUGUUCCCCAAAACCUUAAGCACACAAGCACUUCAAGUUCAUAAGCAUCUCACAAUUCUAUAUUUCCCACAUUUUCAGUGUCCCAGCCAGUGAAAUGUAUUCAUUGCCAUCGGGAUGUAAAGAGAAUUUCAAGAUAUGUAACAAAAAAUGCUUCUGAAAAUAAUCACCAAGCCUAUCUUUAAGUAGUGUUUGUCCUUUGCUAAUAUAUCUCUGCACACUACUUUGUCCUGCCCCAGCAGCAUUGAUAAAUUUAGCUAAUGCACAUCAGGGAAUCUAAAGUGCUUAGUUGAACCCUAUGGCCAUAAACAGGAGAACUGUUCAGCGUAGGUCCACCACAAUAGAAUGUGUAUAAACAAAGCUGCAUUACUAAUUUGUUUUUUGUCAUGUUACUUGAUAGCAUUUUUAUUGAUUGAGUGCAAAAACAUUUCCCCUGCAUUGGUUUCUACACGUGCUGGGGGUCACUGAACACACACAGCACUCGGUGGUCACUGGGACGCUGCAAAACUGAAAUGCCAGCUUGUUUCCAAAACACUCAAUGAUUGUAAAAUCUGCAUUUAAAUAUGCAAAUAAAAUUUAACAUCUGCUUUUACAUUUCAACUUUAUGGGCUCUGUCGUGCCUUUUACAUUGUAUUAUAUCUGUGAUUAAUUGGUUUGUCAAUUUGUCAGUUGCUGAAGGGCCCAUAAACAUUUUAUAGGACCUUAAAGAAGUUAGCUUAGUUUCUAAGCAACACUUAAGACUUCACCUAGUAACCUGGCUGUAACUCCCAGCAGGACAACUGCUCUAACCACUUUCACCCCCACACUACUAGUUUCACCCCCAAAUGAAUUCCAAAAUCUCCAGCCGAACCAUAGAAUAAGCUCUGAUUAUUUACAGUGGAUGCGCAGAAGAGUCUGUAAUCUGUACGUCGCCCAGUCUCG
Molecule: messenger RNA, 4480 nt
Organism: Monopterus albus (swamp eel)
Lineage: Eukaryota; Metazoa; Chordata; Actinopteri; Synbranchiformes; Synbranchidae
Gene: wdr45b
Product: WD repeat domain 45B
Exons: 10
Coding region: 145-1179 (344 amino acids)
Molecular function (GO): protein binding
Source: RefSeq, a predicted model, not a curated record